AGUUUCGUUAGGUGAGCAAAGGAAGGAUCGGAUAUUAUUGUGAUAAUCUUGAUCUUAUCCUACGUAGUAAAGGUAGUUUCCUCAAACAACCACAACACUUUAAAACAAGAAGACAUUAAUCCUAUCCAAAAUCCAUUUUUCAUGACUAAAAAAUUCAGCUAAGAAAAGGCAGGCACAGACUCAAUCAAUGGCCAAGCAAAAGGAAGCAGUGUGUGUGACUGGAGCCAACGGGUUCAUUGGCUCAUGGCUGGUUCGUACCUUAUUAGACCAAGGCUACACCAAAAUCCACGCCUCUAUAUACCCAGGCUCUGACCCAUCUCAUCUCUUCGAAAUCCCCGGUGCCACCGAUGCUAGCGUAAGUCUGGAGGUUUUCGAAGCCGACGUGCUUGACCACGACGCCAUUUGUAAGGCCGUGGAAGGCUGCCAAGGGGUUUUCCACGUUGCAUCUCCCUGUACUCUAGAGGACCCAAAGGACCCACAAGAGGAACUUGUGAUGCCUGCGGUGCAAGGCACUCUUAAUGUUCUUGAGGCUGCUAAGAAGUUCAAGGUUAGGCGCGUGGUUGUGACGUCCUCUAUAUCGGCUUUGGUUCCUAAUCCGUCGUGGCCGAGGGAGAAGGUGUUUGAUGAGUCGUCCUGGACUGAUCUUGAUUACUGCAAGUCUCGCCAGAAAUGGUAUCCGGUGUCAAAGACACUGGCAGAGAAAGCAGCAUGGGAGUUUGCAGGGAGGAAUGGAAUGGAUGUGGUGGCAAUCCAUCCUGCGACGUGCCUUGGCCCUCUCUUGCAGCCUGCAUUGAACGCUAGCUGUGCUGUGUUACAGCAACUGUUGCAAGGAUCAAGAGACACUCAGGAAUACCACUGGCUGGGAGCUGUGCAUGUAAGAGAUGUGGCAAGGGCACAGGUUUUGUUAUUUGAGACCCCUACUGCUUCUGGUAGAUAUCUUUGCACCAAUGGAAUCUACCAGUUUGGUGAUUUUGCUGCGACGGUUUCCAGACUCUUCCCCGAGUUUCCUCUUCACAGGUUUAGUGGGGAAACUCAACCAGGUCUGAGAGGUUGCAAGGAUGCAUCCAAGAAAUUAAUUGACCUCGGGCUAGUCUUCACUCCAGUUGAAGAUGCUGUACGAGAAACGGUGGAAAGUCUGAAAGCUAAAGGCUUCCUCAGGAAUGAAAUGUCUCAAUCUUAGUUUGCUUUUAGAGCUAAAAUUGAUGUUCACUGUUUCAUGAUUUGUCACUGAUAAGACAGGAAGAUCUUCAUUAAUAAUUUAAUAACCUCCUUUUGGUCA
This is a messenger RNA of Populus trichocarpa (black cottonwood), 1279 nucleotides long. RefSeq names its product cinnamoyl-CoA reductase 1. The transcript is spliced from 3 exons. The coding region runs from base 188 to 1180 and encodes 330 amino acids. NCBI's taxonomy places the organism in Eukaryota, Viridiplantae, Streptophyta, Magnoliopsida, Malpighiales, Salicaceae. Gene Ontology annotation, molecular function: oxidoreductase activity, acting on the CH-OH group of donors, NAD or NADP as acceptor. The record is from RefSeq and is a predicted model, not a curated record.